Clarias gariepinus (North African catfish) is the source of this 5269-nucleotide messenger RNA. It is a transcript of the gene gpam, whose product is annotated as glycerol-3-phosphate acyltransferase, mitochondrial. Gene Ontology annotation, biological process: phospholipid biosynthetic process. Gene Ontology annotation, molecular function: glycerol-3-phosphate O-acyltransferase activity. Gene Ontology annotation, cellular component: mitochondrial membrane; plasma membrane. Lineage: Eukaryota; Metazoa; Chordata; Actinopteri; Siluriformes; Clariidae. The record is from RefSeq and is a predicted model, not a curated record. The transcript is spliced from 22 exons. The coding region runs from base 334 to 2787 and encodes 817 amino acids.
CUAAGUGCUACUUUAAACUCUAAUGAAAUACACAAUUUUCUGGACUCUAUUACUUUCUAGUGGUCUAGGAUCUGUCAGCUGCACUAACAACCUUUUUAGUUACAUGUUGAUGUCUUUCUUGAGAAUUUACCAAUGAGAAAUAAUCGUUUUUAUUCAAGUAUUUGAAUGUGGCCAUUACAAUUCCAUCAACUUGUAACAUGAAAAGCAGCAUUCUUUAAAAGUCUAAAGUAAAGAAAGAAGGCUGAUUGAGUGCAGCAAGUAUUUCCUGUUCUGCAGUCUUCAGCAUGCAUCUCUCCAGUAGGUUUAUAGUGUGUGUGGUGUAAAGGUGAAAUAAUGGACAUCAACAUGGUGUUGGGAGGUCAGGACAGUGUGCUUUUGGCUAACAGUCCUGACCAGGCAGUCAGUCGUCAUAAACAUCCCUGUGAGGAUCAGGAUCGAAGCUGCAGCCCUUCUGUCCUGCUUUCUGUGGCCAGCGUGUGGAAGGACGGCCUUCUGAACCGAAAACGGCCAUUUGUAGGAAGAUGCUGUCAUUCUUGCACACCACAGAGUCAGGGAAGACUUUUUAAUUCCAGCAUCCCCUCAUUAGGACUUCGAAAUAUAAUUUACAUCAACGAGACGCACACAAGGCAUCGAGGCUGGCUGGCACGGAGACUGAGCUAUGUGCUCUUUGUGCUGGAGAGAGAUGUUAACAAAGACAUGUUCGCCCGCAAUGUGGUAGACAACAUCCUCAAUAACACAAGUGUGCAGAGUGCUAUAGAGGAGGUGGCGUCAGAGACUAAAGCAGACCAGAAGGUCGUGACUAAAGUAAGGCAGAAGGCCAGAGGUUUGCUCCAAGAAAUGGUGGCCAACAUCUCACCAAGCCUUAUACGGCUAACGGGAUGGACAUUGUUGAAGCUAUUCAAUGGCUUCUUCUGGAGCAUUCAGAUUCAUAAAGGUCAGCUGGAGAUGGUGAAGAAAGCUGCCUCUGAGUACAAUGCUCCACUGGUUUUCCUGCCUGUCCACAAGUCUCACAUCGACUACCUUCUUAUCACCUUUAUCCUUUUCUGUCACAACAUCAAAGCCCCGCACAUUGCAGCUGGCAACAAUCUCAACAUCCCCAUUUUCAGCACAUUGAUUCGCAAACUGGGAGGAUUCUUCAUUCGCCGUAAAAUGGACGAGACCCCAGAUGGAAAGAAAGAUGUCCUUUAUAGAGCUCUGUUGCAUGCGUACACAGAGGAGUUGUUGCAGCAGCAGCAGUUUUUGGAGGUUUAUUUAGAGGGCACACGGUCUCGCAGUGGAAAACCGUCUCCAGCACGUGCUGGCAUACUGUCCAUCGUGGUGGACACAUUGUGCGCCGGUGCCGUUCCAGACGUGCUCAUCGUGCCCAUUGGCAUCUCCUACGACCGCAUUAUUGAGGGCAACUACAACAGCGAGCAGCUAGGAAAGCCCAAGAAGAAUGAGAGUCUCUGGGGAGUGGCCUGUGGUGUCUGGAGAAUGCUCCGGAAGAACUACGGCUGUGUGCGCGUGGACUUUACUCAGCCUUUCUCUCUUAAGGAAUAUCUUGACACACAGCGAAGUCGAAAUCUGCCAGCCCCACUGACUCUAGAGCAGAUCCUCAUCCCAACCAUCAUUGCAGCUCGGCCAGAUGAGGCUGUGUUUAAUAGAGAAGAAGAACACCCGGAUUCCAGAGAGUUGUCUGACGAGCCUUGGAGAAGGCAGGUCAUCUCUAACCUGGCCAAGCACAUUCUUUUCACCGCCAACAAGUCCUCAGCAAUCAUGUCUACGCACAUCGUGGCCUGUCUCCUGCUGUACAGACACAGACAGGGUGUGUUGUUGUCCAAGCUGGUGGAGGACUUCUUCAACAUGAAGGAAGAGAUCCUUUCCCGGGACUUUGACCUUGGUUUCUCAGGGAACUCUGAGGAUGUAGUGAUGCAUGCGCUCAGUCUGCUGGGAAACUGUGUGAAUGUGACCAGCACAAACAGGAAUACAGAGUUCAUCAUUGCCCCAAGAAACACAGUGCCAGCGCUCUUUGAACUCAAUUUCUACAGCAACGGCCUCUUUCACGUCUUCAUUGCUGAUGCCAUCAUCGCUUGCAGUGCUCUGGCCAUGCUGAGGGAGCAGGACACAGAAGGUGAACUCGGCACCCCCUCCACUUUGCUCAGCCAAGAGAGACUCAUCUGCCGAGCAGCAGGGCUCUCCCACUUCCUCUCCAAUGAAGUGAUUGUUGCGCUGCCUUGUCAGACUGUCUACCAGGUCUUCCAUGAUGCCGUGACCAGACUGAUCCAGUAUGGAGUGCUGAUUGUUGCUGAUGUGGACCAAGAGGAGCUGAGCCCCUCAGAGGAACCCUGGCCUAAGAAGUUCCCAGAGCCUCUGUCCUGGAGGAGUGAUGAAGAAGAUGAGGACAGCGACUUUGGAGAAGAGCAAAGAGAUCGAUAUCUGAAGGUGAGCCCAUCCUCUGAACACCAGGAGUUUUUCACUUUUAUGCAGAGAGUGCUCAGCCCAGUGCUGGAAGCCUACAGCGGGGCAGCAAUUUUUAUACACAGCCUGCUUUCACCCAUGACUGAGCGAGAGUACACACAGAAGCUCUUCAAAUAUCUGCUCACGCGCACUGAGAAAGGAGUGUCUGCUUAUGGAGAGAGUGCUACACACUACCUCGUGAAAAAUACAGUCAAAACAUUUAAAGAACUGGCGGUGCUGAAGGAGCGCCGUGAGAACGGUGUGUGUCGUCUAGAGCUGAGCACUACGUUCCAAACUCAGGCCAACAGGAACAAGCUCUUACAGUACAUCCUGGGCUUCAGCCUGCUGUGAGCCUUCAGAUUAACUUCUCCAUUUUCUUGCUCAAGGGCUUCUACAGAAUACAACAACUAUCAAAGGUGCUACUCUAUGGAAGAUUUACCUAGAAGUGCCUUCAGCAAACACCUAGAACUGUGUCGAGCCCAACUUUCACAAUUUAUUUCACAUCUAUACACAACUAGCUCACUUGUCCCUCUGCUUUUAGUUGUUUGUGUGGUGAUUUUUUUUUAAACUAUGAGAAGUACAUGAAUGCCUCUCCUUAUGUAUAUUAAUUGCCUUCAAUUUAGACCUUCAAAGAUAUCUGAUGUAGAUAAUACAUUUUAAGGGCAUUAUACUGAGCAGAAUUGCUGGGGAGCAUAUAUAUAUAUAUAUAUAUAUAUAUAUAUAUAUAUGUAUAUAUAUAUAUAUAUAUAUAUAUAUAUAUAUAUAUAUAUAUAUAUACACAAAGUGUAGCUCCUUUGAGUCUUUCAAAGACUGUCCUGUAAACAUAAUGAUAUAUUUAAACCAGUAACACAAUUUUUCUUUAACCCUGGCAGAAAGAACAUGACACCAGAACUGUUACCUUCUCCUACCUUCAUUAGAUUAGAAUGUAGAGAGAGAAAAAAGGGUGCUUAUUACACCUUGGACUGUAAUUGGCAUAAGGGGUGUUAUACUAUGUAAUAAACCAAAGUAGCAAUAGUCCUAAUUUUGUGAAGCUGUGCAUUCAAUGCUAAUCACACAUAAAAAAGUUCUUCAUUUGGAACUGAAUUUACAAUAUUUAGGACUUUCAGUACAGGGGGAAAGACACAGAUCGGAUAUUCCUUUAUAUUUAAAAAAAAAAAAAAGCAUGUAAAGUCAAGCAUAGCUGACGGUACUUCCCUUAAAAUGUAUCCAUGUAUCAUACGGAGCAGAAUGUUAGAGGUGACUAAAACGUCAAGCAUGAGUAAGAAGCUUAUAGUGUUUGUAGUGAAAAAAAAUGGAUGGGACCUACAGUAAAUGACUAAACAGCAUGCGGGGAAUUUCUUAUUACAUAAGGCAACACAUAGAAAGAAAUGCACUUUAAUAGAUAGCAAUGUAUAAUGUAUAACGAUUCUUUUUUUUAACCUAUUUAUGUGAAAUUGGCUAAAUAUAUUCUUAAAAGAAUUGUCUUGUGGUGUAGUGUACUGGAAACCAGUGCUUUAGUGUGCCAUGGUGGAGUAAUUUUUUUUAUUUUUAUUUUUUAUUCUGUUUUUAUUAUUUUUAGUAUACAUUCUGACAAGGACAUUCUUAAUCUCUUGACAGACCUGUCCCUUUUCGACUUGCACAAUUUGUGAAAAAAAUGUUUGGGUAGCUGGUUUCAGGUAGCGUGUGCAGUACUGUGUGGUAUGGUGGAGUAGUGUGUGUCUGGUACUGUGCAAAGCACUGAAUCUGCCACAAAAGGUUAAAAACAAAAAUAGCUUUCUUGAGUGAGCAACAUUACACACAUCAUAAACCAGUUCACAGGAUAUCUUCCCUUUCCCCCCCAUGAUAUGCUUAUACUGUAACCCAAUCCUACAAUUUUCACAAGUUAGUAUUGACAAAAAAAAGGCUCAUGUUUUAUAUUGACUAGUGCACUACUUUUCCCCACUCUUUUACUCCUAGUACUGUAAAUCCUGUACCUAAUAAAUGGAAAAGUUACAUAGUUCCUUUAAAAAAAAAAAAAAAAAAAACUGUAGGAAUUUAGAAAAUCUGGUGUUACUUGUGUGCAUGACAUCCCCCCCCCCCCAAGCUCAGUUCAUUUCCACAGUGAAACUGAUUUUAUUGUAAUACUCUUAACUGUAACACUUUACUUUUGUAAAAAAAAAAAAAAACGUUUGAGUAAUAGUGUCUCAUUAACAGGAGGUAGGUGAUUACUCCUAAAUCUCGUGAAUGAAUUACUCAUGAGUGCUGAAUUUAUGCACUGAACUUAUUAUAAAUGUGUAACUUGGUCAUGAGUGAUAUUUGAAGUGCAAUGCUCUUGCGUGUUUAUUUUUGGCUGUAUAGAUAUAACACAUGGAUUCGGUGAAUGUCUGCUGAAUGCUGGCAAAUGCUUGAUAGCCAGAUAUAUUUUAUAUAAAAAAAAUAAAUUAAUUAAACUAAGUACAGACAUUAUAAGACCAAAACAUAUCUGUUGAACAAGGGCAAAAAUAAAAAAUAUCAAUAUAUAUUAAAAAAAAGUAGCGUUAACAUUUUAUUAUGAAAUCUUGCCGUUUAGAAGAGGUCUCACAUGAACUCUCUUACUCCAAUAUGAAAAAUACUGUGGUCUUUUACUAAAUUAGUCAUUAUCUUAACGAAAGUGAACGUUUUUGACUUGUGUAAAAAGGUCACAUGUUGAAAUGUCUUCACAUCAUGGCUCACCGACAGGCAUUUUUAAAUGCAUUUUCCUCUCUGAUUUUUUUUUUUGUUGUCUCAUAAGGUGAAACAUUUGAUAAAUGCAUUAUAAAUGACCUGCUUAUAAGCAGACACUAGCUCUAGUAACUCACAAUGUCUCUUUACUUGUAAUAAAUGCCUGUAAAGCAUU